Messenger RNA from Umbelopsis ramanniana AG, 372 nucleotides. RefSeq lists its product as uncharacterized. Lineage: Eukaryota; Fungi; Mucoromycota; Umbelopsidomycetes; Umbelopsidales; Umbelopsidaceae. The coding region runs from base 43 to 222 and encodes 59 amino acids. Gene Ontology annotation, biological process: mitochondrial electron transport, ubiquinol to cytochrome c. The record is from RefSeq and is a predicted model, not a curated record. The transcript is spliced from 2 exons.
UUUGUUUUGAAGUCACUCUCUCGCAUUCCCCCCUCUACGAAAAUGUCCCUCGCCAACACUUUCUACAACACUCUUGUCAAGAAGAACUCAGUGUUCGUUGCCACCAUCUUUGCUUCUGCAUUCGCUUUCGAGGUUGCUUUCGACACCACUUCCACCAGAGUUUGGGAUAGCCUUAACAAGGGAAAGCAAUGGAAGGACAUCAAGGACAAGUAUGUCCAAUAGAGAGUUUUUAGUGCACUCUUUUAGAUACACAACCUCCUCAAAAAAUGACCUUUAUUCGCGAAUAUACAACUUCCAAGCCCUCAGUCCGAUAUCUCAGCAUUUAAAGAUGUGGACAAAAUGCACAUAAUAAAUUUAGAGAGUGACAAUAUU